Gasterosteus aculeatus aculeatus (three-spined stickleback) is the source of this 2469-nucleotide messenger RNA. It is a transcript of the gene gkup, whose product is annotated as glucuronokinase with putative uridyl pyrophosphorylase. The record is from RefSeq and is a predicted model, not a curated record. Gene Ontology annotation, molecular function: ATP binding; glucuronokinase activity. Gene Ontology annotation, biological process: biosynthetic process. Lineage: Eukaryota; Metazoa; Chordata; Actinopteri; Perciformes; Gasterosteidae.
CCCUACCUGAGGAGGGGCAAAGUCCACCUCGGCACGCGGCGGAGGGUUCCCGUGCGCCGGACUGCGUUAGAGAAUCUGCUACUUGAGUUCUGGGAUAGCUGUCAUGCGGCGUCGGUACCGGUCAGACCACCGGGGAAGACAUGUUCUGGAUCGGGGGGGUCCACUGGGGAAUUCGGGACACAUCUGAUACGAACGAUGACACAGGUUUGUACAGCCAGCUGGCCGGAGUCCCGAAGGCUUUGCUCCCCGGCACCGGAGGAAAGAAGAUCCUGGACUUCUGGUGGGAAACGGUCAACAUGAGACAGCUGUUCACAGAAGUCUAUCUGGUCACUAAUGCAGACAAGUACAAGCACUUCGAGCGCUGGGCCACAGCCAACGACUUCCCGGUGGAGAACGUCAUCAACGACGGCAGCACCACGCUGGAGGACCGCCUCGGCGCCGUGGCCGACCUGGAGCUCGCCAUACGCAGCCGCCGGCUGGCGGACGACGUCAUGGUGAUCGCAGGAGACAUGCUGUGCGCCGACCAGAACUUUGACGUGGCUCAGGUCAUCCGCUUCUUCAGGUCGGAGCCCGGAGAGCUGAUCAUCUACUACGAGCUGGAGGAAAGCGAGAAGAGCAGCUCCAGGGGCAUCGUGGAGGUGUGCAGGGACACCCACAGGAUAAAUCGCUUCUUUGAGAAACCACAUGAAGGGCAGACGACGUCCCGGCUCGCCAGCGUGGUGUUCUACUGCAUCCAGAGAGACACCUUGUCCUCCCUGUCGGACUUCCUGCUCCUGCAGACCCGAGCCAAGGACCGGUCCUUCGGACGAUUCUGGGAGUGGCUCAUCAACGAGAAGCAGCUCGAUGUGUUUGGGAUGAAGCUUCCUACCGGCUUCCAGCUCAUUGGACAAGUGGGCCUGUCGGACUACACCAGGUGGCUCACCCACUACUCCACCAAGCAACAGGGCGCUCCUGCCAAACCAAUCACCUGCCGAUCCUUCGCCAGGGUGGGACUGAUGGGGAACCCGUCAGACGGCUUCAACGGCAAAACCAUCGCCAUGUCCAUCUGUAACUUCUGGGCCGAGGUCACUCUGGUGGAGAGCCAGACUUUGGUUCUGGUCCCACAUCCGCUCAACGACCCCACCGAGUUCGGAAGCCUGCAGGAUCUGUUCUGCAUCAGCAGGAAGGAAGGAUACUUGGGAGGUCUGCGGUUGCUGCAGGCCACCUGUAAGAAGUUCUACCAGUUUUGCUCCAACCAAGGCAUCGCUUUGACGAAGCAGAACUUCUCUCUGAAGUACGACACCAACAUUCCUCGUCAAGUGGGCCUCGCUGGAAGCAGCGCCAUCGUCUCUGCUACUCUCAAGUGUCUGAUGAAGUUCUACAACAUCACCGACAAUGAUCUUCCAAAGUCGAUCCGAGCCAACUUCAUCCUCAACGUGGAGACCGAGGAGCUUUUCAUCACAGCCGGUCUGCAGGACCGAGUGGUCCAGGUCUACGAAGGGUUGGUCUACAUGGACUUCGGCAAGAAGCUGAUGGAGGAGCAGGGCUACGGUAACUAUGUUUCCAUGGACAUGAGCGGGCUGCCACCGUUCUGGUUGGCUUACCUGAGUGACCCCAGCGACUCCGGACGGAUCCACAGCAACAUCAGGCAGCGUUGGCUCAGUGGAGAACCUCUGGUAGUCGAGGCCAUGAAGACCUUCGCAGAGCUCACCGAUCAGGCCAGGGCGGCUCUGCAGGACCGAGACUGGCGGUGCCUGGCGGAGCUGAUGGACCAGAACUUCGAUCUGCGGAGGUCUGUGUACACCGACGCGUGUCUGGGUCCAGGCAAUCUGAGGAUGGUUGAGCUGGCGAGGCAGUUUGGCUCGGCGGUGAAGUUGCCGGGCAGCGGGGGGGCCGUGGUGGGCCUGUGCCUGGAUGGAACCAGACUGGUGGAGAUGAGAGCGGCCUUCCAGGAGGCCGGCUGUGUCUUCUGUGUCAUCGCGCCCUACGACCCGUCCGCUGACCUCGGGUCAGUCGGAAGAGAUCACAUUUGAGGAAGUGCACCACGAGGCCACAUUGAUAUAUAAUGUUUUUUCCUUUAAAUGAUGUGUGUUAAUUGACUUCAUAUCACGGUGGUGACUGAGUCUACGGUCUGCUGAUGAAAGUAUUGUAGUAUUCAUAUUGUAGUGUUCAUACAUCUGCAGUAUUAUGGACCGGAGGACAUUACUGACGAAAACAUGCAGAAUUAGUUUUCCUCCCUUACUACGCAGUGUUUACGGUAUUAAUACAGUAAAUGUUGGGAAAAUAAAAUUUAUUUUUUCUCCUCGUUUUUAUACACACAGAAGUCAAUACAAACUGUAAUUUACCAUAUUGUGUCAAAUGUAUCAACCAAAAUAAAAUUAAGUAAUUCCUUUUCUACAUGUGAUGCAUUACUGAAGAGGCUCUGUGGACAUUAUCUUUGUAUAAUUCAUGUAAUUUAUUGUACACAAAUUAAAAACAGUUUAUAGUUGA